GCACAAUAUUUAUUUGCCCCAAACUUGUAUUUCAUUUGUAAGCUGUUGCAUUUAUAUUGUUUUUUUUUAUUAGUGUUUUUAUAUAUUGCUCGGCACAAUGGCACUCGCCAUUGCAAAACCACAACAGUCCUUCAUAGAGACGAUUGUUGGAGUGCCGCCGCCGCUGAAAAAGUUGCGACUACAAGCGACAGCGGCGCCGGUGAGCAAACCGAAGGUAAAAGUGGAAAAGAAGCUACAAAUCUUGUCGUUGCUCGAUGCGUAUUUACCCGCCAACAACAGCAAUGGAGGUGCAAGUAGUAGCAACACAACAACAACGACAGCCACAGCUGCAGCAGUUGGCAACACAAUCAGCGGUGCGAGCAGCAGCAGCAGCGCAAUUGCAGCUGGCGGCGUCGCACCACAACAAACACAAGCAGGAGGCUCGUGUCAAACGAAGGAGCUGCUCGAACUGCUGGUGAAGAUCACCGAUGAGAUCUCCUACGACAAUGUGCAAAUAGCCGAGCUGAAGGAGUCGGCGGCCAAAAUCUAUCAGCUCUAUCAGUUACAGGAACGCGACAGCGACACUUCGGUGCGUGUCAAGUUGCUGGAACUGUUUGCCGGCCUGGGCUGCGAGUGCAGCACUGAGGAGGGCAUCAUUCUGAUCAUCGAUUACUUCAUCUAUCUGCUGCGCAAAGAGACCUCCCAAAAGGUGCUGGCCCAGGGCAUGAUGUGUCUGUAUCGCAUUGGACAACAGCGCCGUCAACUCGUGCCGCUUGCCUACAACACACAGGUGGCGCACUUGGCCAAGGAGCAGCUGCGCAGCGGAUCGACGCACACACAAAAGAAUGCCAUGCUAGUGAUUGGACGCUUUGCCACCUGCCACGAGAGUGAACGGCAAUAUGUGUGGAAGUUGGCGUUCUACAUUGAUUCACAGGAUUCGGGUGUGCGUGCCCAGGCUUUGCAUGCGCUGCUGACGCUCGGGGAACGUGGCGCCCACUUGCCACCCGUGCUGUACAAACGUGCCGUCGAGGCCAUGAAGGAUGACUACGAAUGUGUGCGCAAGGAGGCGUUGCGUCUGGUUCACAUGCUGGGCAAUCGGCAUCCCGACUAUUGCAUCAAUCUGGAGCGGCAGCCAGAGGAUAUACGCAUGAUUGAUGCGGCCUUCAGCAAAGUGUGCGAAGCCCUUUGUGAUCUCUCGCUGCAAUUGCGCGUCCUGGCCGCCGAGCUGUUGGGCAGCAUGACGCACGUGAGCAGCGAGUUUCUGCAUCAGACUCUCGACAAGAAGCUGAUGAGCAAUUUGCGACGCAAACGCAAUGCACACGAACGUGGCGCCCGUCUUGUGACAAGCGGCGAAUGGUCGUCGGGCAAACGUUGGGCAGACGAUGCGCCGCAGGAGCAUUUGGAUGCACGCACCAUUUCGUUGAUAGCGAGCGGUGCUUGUGGCGCUCUCAUACACGGCCUGGAGGAUGAGUUCUUGGAGGUGCGCACAGCCGCCGUCGGGUCCAUGUGUAAGCUGGCAAUGUCACGACCCGAAUUCGCUGUCACCAGCCUCGAUUUUCUGGUCGAUAUGUUCAACGAUGAAAUUGAGGAUGUGCGUCUGAAGGCCAUUUACAGCUUGACAGCGAUUGCUCGGCAUAUUGUGCUGCGCGAGGAUCAGCUGGAGAUCAUGUUGGGCUCACUGGAGGAUUAUUCGGUGGAUGUGCGCGAAGGCUUGCAUCUGAUGCUCGGCGCUUGUCGCGUCUCCACACAAACGUGUCUGCUGAUGGUCGUGCAGAAGCUGCUCGAUGUGUUGGCCAAGUAUCCACAAGAUCGACAUUCCACAUACGCUUGCAUGCGCAAGAUUGGCCAAAAGCAUCCGCAUCUUGUGAUGGCACUAACUGGACAUUUGCUCUAUGUGCAUCCGUUCUUCGAGACACCGGAACGCGAUGUCGAGGAUCCCGCAUAUUUGUGUGUGCUCAUUCUCGUCUUCAAUGCCGCCGAGCAUCUGGUGCCCAUCAUCAGUCUGCUGCCAACGGCAACGCAUCGACACUAUGCCUAUUUGAGGGACUCGAUGCCCAAGCUGGUGCCGCAGCUGCCCAUCGAGGGUGCGUCGUCGUCAUCGAACAGCAAGUGCAUCGAUGAUGCGCUCCAGGCUGCGGGCAGUUCGGCGGAAUAUCUGCAAAUGAUUCUCAAUCACAUCGGUGAGAUCUACACGAUGACUGACGAUCGGGUCGAGCUGCUCAAGACGGCGCAAUCCAAUCUGCAGCGCUUGGGCGCCAUCGACUCGGACAUGUAUGGACCAUCGAAUUUCCUGGAGACCUUCCUCUCGGCCCAAAUCCAAAUCGAGCAAAUGCAGCGCUGCGCCAGCACCCAACGCAGUCGUGUGCCGCUCAAGGAAUCGCUGGCCGAGCUCAUACGCAACUGCCUCAAGUUGCAGCACACAUUCUCGGGCCUCAACUACGGCGACAUUCUGCAGGUGAAGCAGCUGCGAUUGCGCGCCAGCGCUCUGCAUCUGGUGCUCGUGGUGCGUGACAGAUCACAGAGUGCGUUGGGUCCGUGUCAGAUGCUGUUGCAGACCGCCGGCGAUAUCAGUGCCUUUAUGCGCACCCGCAGCACGAGCAGCUCGUUUGCCGAGAAGGCGCCGGAGCCGUCACUGGAUGACGAUGGCGGCAAGCCGAAACCGAAACCAGGACAAGAUGAACCCGACAGUUUUACACGUACGCUGCUCUCCAAAUUGGAUGCGAUUGCGGACCCAAAGCCGGGACGCGUGUUUCGCGAGAUAUUGCCGCUGGUGCAGCAUGCAACGCCGCUGUCGCUGCCGCCGGCCAAUGAGAAGAUCCGGCGAUGCAUGGCCAACAUUUUAGAGCCGUGUCCGUUGCAGUCGCAGGACAAUGUGAUCAAGGUGACGGCGGGUUUAAUUGCUGCUGUGCCGUUUGUGGCCGAAAUAGACAAUCUGCUGGAAUCACAAAAGGCGGAUAUGCGCAUCAAGAUCAAAUAUCCCGACCAACACAUGCACACCGUGGUACCGAAGAUGACCGACUUCAAACCCAUCAUGACGGAGCAGGGCGAGCACGAAACGAAUGUGAGAUUGCGCACAACGAUCCUGCUCUCGCACAGUGUCUGGACGGAGGCAUCGCUGGUGGAGAUUCAGCUGUGUUUGGCCGUCCGACCAGGCAGCGAACUGGAGCUUUGCAAGCCCGCCAAAGUAUUGUUUGCCCCCAAGCCAGUAAGGCGGGGAAUUUAACUAGCUGCUUCUGAUGAUGGCGCUAGGGCGCAGAAGGCUGGUGGUCUAUUGACAAAGUGUACAAUGUUAAUUACACACAAGGAAAUCAACUAUAAAAUUGUAUCAUAUUUUAUUACGUAUGUUUACAUCUUACAGAAUUAUUAAAAAUGUUGAUUAUUCGAAUUCA
Molecule: messenger RNA, 3368 nt
Organism: Drosophila albomicans
Lineage: Eukaryota; Metazoa; Arthropoda; Insecta; Diptera; Drosophilidae
Gene: IntS4
Product: integrator complex subunit 4
Exons: 2
Coding region: 98-3202 (1034 amino acids)
Biological process (GO): snRNA processing
Cellular component (GO): integrator complex
Source: RefSeq, a predicted model, not a curated record